AGAUAACAAAACGCUUUGUCUGUCAAAGAUGGAAGCUUGGCGUCUUGUGUAAAAUUAGACAUUCUUGGUUGAUUUUUGUAUUUAUUUAAUACCACGAUAUUUAGAGGAUAUUCAGGCAAAUUAAAGAGAAGAAGAUAAGUAGAAUUUCAUUUCUAAACAAAUGCCUUUAAUUGUGAUUUAAUGGAACUCAUCAUAGACUGUUUUCAAAUAGUUUUUAGAUGCAGAAAUUCUAUGAUUUUAUAGCUCUAUCUGUUACCGCGAACCUACAAAAUAAGUUUUCCGAUUAUUUUUAUGAAUGACUUAGUUAUUAAAUACAGCAUGGAGCAAGUGAAAGUGUGUAGAAUUUGUCUUAUUAUGGACGUAAAAAUGUAUGACUUGCGGUUACAUCCUCUGGACUAUUAUUCAAAAUCAAUAAAAACCUUGACUUCAAUGGAUCUUCCGCCUUACGCUUGUUUCGAAUGUGCCGCGUUGAUCACAAAGACCUACCAUUUCAGAGAGAAAUGUAUGUGGGGUCAAACAGCUCUUUACAACAUUAUCAAUUCCAUUGGCAUGGUAACAGAACGAAGCGUAAAACAACUUAAUAGACAUGAAUUAAAUUUAGUUUCUAGUCUUUCAUGUCAAAGUAUUUGUAUGGAUAAUACAAUAAAUAUAGCGAGUGAAGAGUCGGAGUUAUUAGCUAUAAAACAUGAACUGACUAAUGAAGAUGCAGUGGAUGAUGAACAAAAGUAUAAUUUGGACUUAGGUUUCUUCAAGCAUGAGAUCAGUGGUGAUGAUAUCAGAUUCUCCAGUGAUGAUGAUGAUGAACCAUUGGUGUUACACAAAAGAAAUAAACAAAAGGCCACCAAAAGCAAAGGGAAGAAAAAGAAAGCAGAUAAACAAAUACUUGAAGUGGAUUUAGAAGAUAGUGCUGAAUUUGAGUUACCGCUUGACGAUCAACUAGAUCCACCACCAGAGUCACCAUUGCCUCGGUCGAGGGGUCGCCCCAAGAAGGAUCCAUCCAAAAUUAAGCCUAAAGCGGCACGCGGACGGCGAACUGCUAACACAGGCGGGGUGCCGGGAGAUGAUAGCAACAUGGAGGAGUACGUCAACAUUAUCACGCUCUCCAGAGAAGAACAGUUUCAGGAGAUAGAAAACCGCAAGACCUCGUCCAACUAUCUGAACUCGGUGUUCAAGUGCGAGCAUUGCUACAAGGGCUUCAUAGACGGCAAGGCUUGGAAGCAUCACCUGUCGCGACACGAGCCCAAACCAGGUGACGUGGAGUGCGAGAUUUGCAAAUUCCGCUUCAAGAGCAAGCGCCACCUGUCCAAACACGUGGCCCUUCACGAGAAGAAAUACGCCUGCAAGGCCUGCCCCUACGUCUCCAAGUGCACAACUCAAGCGAAACAGCAUCAAAGAUGGCACAAAGGCGUCACGUACAAAUGUCAGCACUGCGAUGAAAUAUUGUCCAAAUGGACGUCGUACCUGAGCCACGUGCGGCUGAAGCACCCGUCGGAGUUCAUCUGCGGCUCGUGCGGGUACUCCUUCGUCAGCCGGCUCGGGCUCAGCAUGCACCGCACCAUGAUGCACAAGGACGCCGUGAGUUGUAACAUUUGUGGUCGAGCGAGUGGACGUCGUACCAGGCCUGUUCAUCUCCGCGAGUUUACAUCGAAAACAAAACACGCACGAUGGCCCACCUACAGGAUACUAUUCGACAAGGCCUCACAUACGAGCGAACAUUGACUCACGCACGCGUAUUCUUGUGUAUGAUGGAAGAAAAUAAAGAAAAUAGUGUACUAAAUACUGUGCAGUAUUUAACUGCCUAAAUAGGUAAUAAUAAAAACACAGAAUGUACUUUUUUAAGUUGCCUCAAGAAGCUGAGAGGUAAAUAAGUAGUUAAUAUUAUUCAUGAUAAUUCAUGCUAAAUCAUGUAUUUCCUCCGCCAUUUUCCGCAGUUUGGCACCUCACGUCACAUCAUUUUACCGAAGUCAGCCGUCAGUCAAUAGCUUCGGCGCAGUGCCGAUCACUGACGUUUGUCAACAAAAUGGUGCUUGACUCUUGAGACAGGCUAAAUUACACCACAUUGUUAAUGACAUUGAGCAUACAUUUUUUUAAAUACCUUCGCGAAGUAAAACUUCUGUACGUAGUACUUAUUAUUAUUCUGUGGUCGUACCUGAGCCACGUGCGGCUGAAGCACCCGUCGGAGUUCAUCUGCGGCUCGUGCGGGUACUCCUUCGUCAGCCGGCUCGGGCUCAGCAUGCACCGCACCAUGAUGCACAAGGACGCCGUGAGUUGUAACACUUGUGGUCGA
Ostrinia nubilalis (European corn borer) is the source of this 2287-nucleotide messenger RNA. Its product is annotated as zinc finger protein 583-like. Bases 292 to 1719 code for a protein of 475 amino acids. Gene Ontology annotation, molecular function: DNA-binding transcription factor activity, RNA polymerase II-specific; zinc ion binding; RNA polymerase II cis-regulatory region sequence-specific DNA binding. Gene Ontology annotation, cellular component: nucleus. The record is from RefSeq and is a predicted model, not a curated record. The transcript is spliced from 8 exons. Lineage: Eukaryota; Metazoa; Arthropoda; Insecta; Lepidoptera; Crambidae. Gene Ontology annotation, biological process: regulation of DNA-templated transcription.